Messenger RNA from Carassius auratus (goldfish), 3376 nucleotides. RefSeq names its product TBC1 domain family member 20-like. The coding region runs from base 1 to 1188 and encodes 395 amino acids. Gene Ontology annotation, biological process: positive regulation of GTPase activity; endoplasmic reticulum to Golgi vesicle-mediated transport. Lineage: Eukaryota; Metazoa; Chordata; Actinopteri; Cypriniformes; Cyprinidae. Gene Ontology annotation, molecular function: GTPase activator activity. The record is from RefSeq and is a predicted model, not a curated record. Gene Ontology annotation, cellular component: endoplasmic reticulum membrane. The transcript is spliced from 8 exons.
AUGAAUCUGAAGAAGUCUCGGAGUCUCAAUGGACUCGGAAAACAUGAUGCUGAGUCCAGACGGAAGAGGAAGACGGCGGAGAUCACGCAGGCCCUGAACACGACGCCCGUGGAUGUGGCCGCUCUGAGACGCAUGGCCAUCAGUGAAGGAGGACUGCUGAGCGACGAGAUCCGCCGGCUGGUGUGGCCCAGACUGCUCAACGUGUCUGUGGAAAACCUCCCUGAACAGCUAGAGCCGGUUGAUCGAGACAAUAACAAGGACUUCAACCAAGUGCUUCUAGAUGUUCAGAGAUCCCUGAGACGCUUCCCUCCAGGGAUGCCGGACGAGCAGCGGGAAGGCCUUCAGGAAGAGCUGAUCGAUAUUAUUCUGCGGGUGCUGGUGAAAAACCCACAGCUGCACUAUUAUCAGGGAUACCAUGACAUCGUGGUGACCUUCCUGCUGGUGCUGGGGGAACGACUGGCCACUGCCCUGGUGGAGAAACUCUCCACUCACCACCUCAGGGACUUUAUGGACCCCACUAUGGACAACACCAAACACAUCCUGAACUACCUGAUGCCCAUAAUCAAGCGGGUCAACCCUGAAGUGUACGACUGGAUGCAGCAAGCCGAGGUCGGCACCAUUUUCGCUCUCAGCUGGCUCAUCACCUGGUUCGGACACGUGCUGUCAGAUUUCCGGCAUGUGGUUCGGUUGUACGACUUCUUCCUGGCCUGCCAUCCCCUCAUGCCCAUCUACUUUGCUGCUGUGAUCGUGUUGCAUCGAGAGGACGAGGUGUUGGACUGUGAGUGUGACAUGGCCAUGAUGCACCAUCUGCUGUCCCGUAUCCCAGAGGACCUGCCGUACGAGACGCUGAUCAGCCGCGCAGGAGACCUGUUCGUUCAGUUCCCCCCGUCCGAGCUGGCCAGAGAGCGCAGUCACCUGACGGCGGUCUCCUCCUUCAAAGACUUGGAGUUGGCGUCGACGCAGCAGCGUCCGGACACAGUGCUUCGACGGAGACGGAAAGAGCAGCAGAAGCAGCAGGAGCGCCCCCUGGAGGCCCAGCGAGGGAGCGUGGCAGUCGUCCGGCCCACGGCGCGCCGCUUCAUGCGGCUGGCGGUCAUGGGAUUGACCGUGGCGUUAGGGGCGGCCGCUUUAGCCGUGGUAAACUCUGCCCUGGAAUGGGCUCCUAAACUAGCCUUACUCUUCCCGUGAAGGAGCCAAAGCACAGCACUGAAUAUUUGUUACGCUGUAACCAAGUAUUUAUACUGGUUAGACUAAUACAUAAUACAUGUGAUCAUAGUUAUUAUAAUUAAACAAGCCUUUUCCCAUUGAAUGAGGUGCUGAGUCUGAAAUAUUCAGUAAAGCAGAGCGAUCACUUCCUCCAGCAGAUGAAGAAACAGUUUCCUGGAUCUACUGAGGACAAGCAACACAAUCCUGGGGUGGGAUUGGAUGUACAGUGGCUCUAUGUAUACUCCACGUCUCAUACAUGAAACACAAUCUGAGCGGAAUGGAUUUCUCACCAAUGGAUCGUCUGCAGUGAAUGGGUGCCGUCAGAAUGAGAGUCCAAACAGCUGAUCAAAACAUCACAAUAAGCCACACGUAAUCCAGUCCAUCAGAUAAUGUCUUCUGAAGUGAAAAAGCGUCAUGUUUAAAAGAAAGAAAUCUAUCUUUAAGAGAUUUAUAAACUUUAAAAUAUAUGUUCUCUAUCCAUAAUAUUGCUUUCUCAGGUGUAAAUAUUGUCUUGUCUGAAUCAGGAGCAUAAUAUGGAAAAACGUCUCUAAACAAAUAUAUUGGUAGAUUUUGAUGUGGGGGGGCAGCAGGAGAUGCAAAAAGUUAAAAGUAAAAAUUCGAGUGGAUUAUUGUUAUGCAUUUAUCAGCUGUUAGGACUCUCAUUCUGACGGCACCCAUUCACUGCAGAUGAUUCAAUGGUGAUGUAAUGCUACAUUUCUCCAAAUCUGUUCUGAUGAAGAAACAAACUCUUCAACCUCUAAGAGUUAAAUAUCAGCAAAUUUUCAUUUUGGUUGGAACUAUUUCUUUUAAAAUGUAAUGUUUUUUUUUAUAAAUUGUCACAUUGAAUUGAUAUCCACCAUUCAGUAACGAUAAUUUAAAGCUUAUUUUUUAAAUGUACCUAUUAAAGAAGUAUAUUGUUUGUAAAACAAAGUUUUCGUUUUGAAAAAAUUCUCAAAUUUAAGUGAAUGUGACAAUUUACAUAAGAAUGCCUUGACAUCACGUUCAUAAUGAUACAAAAUAACCGAAAUUGUUGUUUUAAAUUGACUGCAACAAUUUAAGAAUCGUGCAUUUCUCAUAAUAAAUUUUUUACAAAAUUGAAUACAACAAUUUAUUAACAAUAGUUAGAAUUUUUGCUUUGAAAUUAAAAUGUAAUGUAAACAGUUUACAUAAGAAUGUUUUAUAAACUACAUAAAAUCAUUAAAGGAGUCUUUGUUUUAAAAUUCAAGCUCAAAAAACAUUUAACGUUUGAAAAAAUAUGUGCGUUUAUGAAGGCUGUCAAGUCCUUUGUAAAACAUUUGACUUUUUGCGAUUAAUUUAUGUUUGAAAUUCACGAACAAAAACAACAUUAAAGAAAAACAACCAUUCCCUCAAAAUCAACAAUUUCACAAAAAUUGCUUUUUCAGAAAUUUGCUCAACUUGUGCUUCAUGAUCGAGACCCCAUGUUCUUUAUUAUGCUUUGCAAACAUUGAAAACCUACAAAUAAAUUGAGACCAAAAUAUUUUUAGAAAACCUGUUUGUAGAAUUCGAUAUUGCGUCUGAUUGGUCCAGGACCCCUGAUGGGCACGAAUCUCAUUUGUUAAGUGUAUGCAGUGAACGAAACAACUUUUUAUUAUGUUCGUAAUUUGCAUGUUAAUGUUUUUUGAAGUUGUUUUUUCUUCCACUACAUUGCAGGGUUUUUUCUCUCUCCGAAUCACCUUAAUUACAGUAUUUUUUUUAUGAUAAGUGCCAGUCCUAGUACAUAACGUGCACUUCUCGUGAAUCUCAAGACAUUGAAUUGAAAGCACUUCUGAAUAACUUCAGCUGAUCAACAGAGUGUGUAAACAAUAGUUUCUCGAACUCUGUGUUGAAUCAUGGCACGUUGUUAUUUUUGUUGUUCAAAUGUUCACAACUGAUCGUUUCCACUAAACCACAUCAAAGUAACAUCAAGUAACAUCCAACACUGCUUGGUUCAAAAAAUAUCCAUGAAUCAAUAUUUUUUGAAAUAACACUCUGCCAUCAACACAACUACUGCUUUUGCUUUUAUUAUGCAUUACUUUUUCACUAAAGAACGCGCUUCUUGCUCAUUUUUUUCACUUUGAGAGAUCGUCUUAAGUCGUCUUUGGUUCUCUCAUGUUAAUGUCACAUUUGACCAUGUUGCUAAAUAUGUUUAAAUAAAAAGAAAAGAUAAAUC